Jatropha curcas is the source of this 1387-nucleotide messenger RNA. It is a transcript of the gene SWEET2, whose product is annotated as Nodulin MtN3 family protein. Gene Ontology annotation, molecular function: sugar transmembrane transporter activity. The record is from RefSeq and is a predicted model, not a curated record. NCBI's taxonomy places the organism in Eukaryota, Viridiplantae, Streptophyta, Magnoliopsida, Malpighiales, Euphorbiaceae. Gene Ontology annotation, cellular component: membrane. Gene Ontology annotation, biological process: carbohydrate transport.
AGUCAAAGUCUUCUUUGCAUUUCUAAACGUGACGAAAUAUAAAGAAUUAGAAAUACUACCACCAAACAGUCUAGACGAGAGAAAUUUUCUCCCUCAUUUAUGAUUAAUCAUUCGAGUUCGUCUUUUGGAGCAUUUCAGGAGUACAGCUUUGUGUUAGAAUGAUGAAAUAAAUAUUGGGUUUGCUCUAGCUUCAUUAAUUUUUAUGUUUGUUGGUUAGUUUUCUGUUAAGGUAUUUGGAUUCGUUUAAGGAUUGAUGAUUUAUUCGAUUUCAAAGUCUGACUUGAUUGUUUUUAAGGAUGCAGCUGGAGUCGCCGGGAACAUAUUUGCUUUAGGGCUGUUUCUGUCACCCAUAUCCACAUUUAAGAGAAUUAUCAGGAACCGAUCAACAGAACAAUUCUCAGUGUCACCAUAUAUAUAUGCACUCUUGAACUGUUUGAUCUGCUCAUGGUAUGGCAGCCCUUUCAUAUCCACUGAUAAUGUAAUGGUUAUGACAGUCAAUUCAACUGGUGCAGUUUUUCAAUUAGUGUAUAUAAUCCUCUUCAUAGUAUAUGCUGAGAAAGCCAUAAAGGUAACGGUGUUUGGAUUGCUGCUGGCAGUUUUCGUCCUAUUUGCAGCCACAGUUGUAGGGAGCUUGCAAAUUGCUGAUGGAAACAUAAGACGGCUCUCUAUUGGGCUCUUGAGUGGUGUAUCUCUCAUUUCAAUGUUUGCUUCUCCAUUGUUUAUCAUUAAUUUGGUGAUCCGAACAAAGAGUGUUCAGUUUAUGCCAUUUUAUCUCUCCCUUUCAACUUUCUUGAUGAGUACCUCAUUCUUGCUUUAUGGAAUCCUGAAUUAUGAUGCCUUCAUAUAUGUCCCAAACGGCAUAGGAAGUAUUUUGGGAAUCACACAAUUGGUGUUAUACUGUCACUAUAAAGGGCAAUCAACAGAUGACUCCAGAGAAUCCUUGAUAGAGUCAUAUGCAUAAGUAGGCAAAGUGUUGCCUUAAUUCAAUCGUUCUAUUGUCAAAUUGUGUUAGUGUGAAAAUUUAUGCACUACUUGGCAUGGAAAAUUUAUUUUGUUAUAGGAAUGACAUUGCAUACUGGUUUGCUUGGUUUCUUGGCUCAUUGGACAUCGAAAUCUUAAUCUCAGUAAAUGGUCACUUUACCAGCAGAGCGCUCGACCGCCCGACCUUUUCUGCUUAUUUGAAAGUAGGAAAUCCUUUUAUCUAAGUAUAAGCUUAAGAUUGUCUUUCAUUCUAUUUCAGUACUGUUUCUUGCACUACAAAUAAUUUUGCGGUAAAUGACCAAUGUGACACCUUAGUCGUACUCUUCAGGCUUGUGCUUAUAUUUGUCUGUACGACUCGCACUUGGACAUAAUUUAUUAUAUUUGUUAUGUGCUAGAAUUUUAAUCA